UAUCCCACACCGGCCGUUGAUCCAGAUCCCAAUCCACAAGAUAGAAAACCCGGAACUCUUCCCCUUGAUGUUGAGUUAGACGUGGCGUCAAAGGAUCUUCUUAUGAGAUUGUUGGAAUUUGAACCUCACAAAAGACUCAAAUCACUACGAACACUAGAAACCAUAGCAUUUUAUAAGGGAUAUAGUUUCAAAGAUGUUCGGGAGAAAAAGAUAAAACCUAAUGAUUUAUUGAAGAAGUUCUAUCCAAAUGGCCCACCUAUUUGCCUCUCAAGUUGCAGUUCCGAAGGAUCGGAAACAUUUGGUCCCAUGAAUAUAUGACUCGAAAAAAAAAAUGACAUUAAUAAGUUGAAUCAUUUCAUUCGUAUCAUAAAUGAAUGGUAUUUUGGAACAGAUCUGAGAUAAAUAUAACUACUUUCCAAUUCAGUUGUCAAACGGCUUGGCACAAAAAAACACUGACAAUGGGGAAUUUUCCUCAAUUUGGGUUAUUACAGCAAAGGCAAGUUUGAACAAAAUAAAGUUGAGUUUAAUUCAUGAGUUGUUCAA
Molecule: messenger RNA, 543 nt
Organism: Leptinotarsa decemlineata (Colorado potato beetle)
Lineage: Eukaryota; Metazoa; Arthropoda; Insecta; Coleoptera; Chrysomelidae
Gene: S6KL
Product: ribosomal protein S6 kinase like
Biological process (GO): protein phosphorylation
Molecular function (GO): ATP binding; protein serine/threonine kinase activity
Source: RefSeq, a predicted model, not a curated record